Messenger RNA from Rhodofomes roseus, 1585 nucleotides. RefSeq names its product glutathione S-transferase. Gene Ontology annotation, cellular component: cytoplasm. The coding region runs from base 262 to 1224 and encodes 320 amino acids. The record is from RefSeq and is a predicted model, not a curated record. Gene Ontology annotation, molecular function: glutathione transferase activity. The transcript is spliced from 7 exons. NCBI's taxonomy places the organism in Eukaryota, Fungi, Basidiomycota, Agaricomycetes, Polyporales, Fomitopsidaceae.
GCACCUCAUUGCGAGAGUGUACAGUAAGUUACAGGCAGGACAUGAUACUAACGCUCUCUCUAUUUAGUCAUCACAGAUCAGUCAGAGUGCUGACCUCACUCAAUGACCUCUGAGUCGUGUUGGCUUUGACGUGUAUGCAGCCUUGGUAUAUAUAUGACGCUCGAAUCCUGUUGCUGUUGUGCCCGCCUCCCAGCUCCUGGGUUCACAACAACACCUCACUCCAUCGUUCAUACUUAGACGGACACCGUCACUACAGGAACAAUGGCUACCAGAGACACAACUCACCUCAGCGACCUCACCAAGCUGAAGUCUGAGGCGGAUGGGUCCUUCAAUCGCCAUGUAUCUCAGUUCAGAGACUGGGUUGCAAAAGGCGGUCAUUUCGAGCCAGAGAAAGGUCGAUACCACCUCUACGUCUCGUACGGUUGCCCCUGGGCAACACGUACCUUGAUCAUGCGUCAACUCAAAGGUCUCGAGGAGUUCAUCGACGUCACUGUCGUUUCACCUCGCAUGGACGAGCACGGCUGGCCCUUCGCGAACAUCGACCCGUUCCCCGGAGCGGACAUCGAUCCCCUGUUCGGCGUCGACCACGUGAAGGAUCUCUAUCUCCGCGUCGCGCCGAACUACGAGGGCCGCUUUACGGUACCCAUACUCUGGGACAAGAAGCAUAGCACGAUCGUGAAUAACGAGAGCUCCGAGAUCAUCCGGAUGUUCAACAGCUCGUUCAAUCACCUGUUGCCCCAGGAGAAGGCGAAGCUCGACUUCUACCCUGAACACCUGAGGGGAGAAAUCGACGAGCUCAAUGCUUGGGUGUACGACACUGUGAACAAUGGCGUAUACAAGGCCGGCUUUGCAGCAUCCCAGUCCGCAUAUGAGAAGGCCGUCUACCCUCUCUUCGAAUCGCUUGAUCGUCUCGAGAAGCUGCUCGAGGGCAAGGACUACCUGAUUGGCAAUCAGCUGACCGAGGCUGACCUCCGACUCUUCGUGACAAUCAUCCGCUUCGACGUCGCGUACUACAGCCACUUCAAGUGCAACUUCCGCACCAUCCGUCACGGCUACCCCGCGAUCCACCUCUGGCUGCGGAAGUUGUACUGGAACAUCCCCGCGUUCAAGGACACCUGCAACUUCGAUCACAUCAAGACUGGGUACCACUGGCAGAAAUCUUACAACCCGAAGCAGAUCGUUCCGGUUGGGCCAAUCCCGAGCAUCUUGCCUCUGGAUGCAUGAUCUGCAUCAACAUAGCAGCAACGCACCAUCUCCACGGUCAUGGGCAAUGAAUGUUUGUAUCCCCCGAUGUGCCUCAUUUCCAUUGCAUGGCAUAGUAACACUUACCAUAAGAACCAAUAGCAACUUGAACGAUGAUUAGUGGUACUACAGAGACCCCCAUGUCCGAGCCUGAGUAAAUGCCCGACGUCCCCCGUCAUAAUCUGCGACACUGCAGGUGAUAUGUAUUCUGUACUGCGUUACCUUUUAAGCAGUCGUACGAGAUGCGAUAGGUUGGGCCUGACCGGGUCGAGUCGGAGACCCGGAGAGGCAUACUCAGGCCCAGGGUCAAAUCAAACCAAGCAUCUCGCGCUCUGACUCAUCU